AUGUGUGGUCAGGUGGUGUCGUCGGUGGGGCAGAAGGGCGGCGAAGCGCCCGAGAGCUACCUGGCACUGUUCGCGUGGCUGGCCCAAGGGUUGGGGGCGUGGCCGCGAGAGGGCGGGCGCCUGCCGCCGGCCAGCCUGGUCAUCGUGCCAGCGCACCUCUUCUUCUUCACGCUUUCGGCCUUCGAGGCGCUGACAGAGACGGCGCAGAACGUGUGCGUGUAUAUGGUGACGUUCCAUAAGUGGCUCGUCAUGUUCUACCACCACAACGACUACCGCAGCCUCAUCCGUCGCCUGGAUAAGAAUUUCGACAUGCCCGAGCAGCGAACAGACCCCGAGUAUUCAGAAAUUAUCUCUCGCUGUGUUAAAGAGUUGCGAACACUAACUGUGGUGUGGACAAUGAUGGUUUUUGUGACUCUAUCAAGCAUGAUGAUAAUUCCUUGGACGACUCAGUUGCUCAGUGGAGGAGGAAAUUCUCCUGAAAACAUGACGCUUUGGAACGAAACUAUACCUCCAGAUUCCGGGAGCUUCCCUUACCGCAACUGGACACCUUUUGACGACUGGCCGCAGCCGUACUACGCGCUGCUGUACCUGUACCACGUGUUCAUGGGCGCGACGCUCAUCUACAUGAUCCCGCUGUACGACCUGCUGUACUUCGCCUUCGUGCACCACGCGUGCGCGCAGUUCGCCGUGCUGCACCGCUCGCUGGAGGGGCUGCGCGCGCGGGCCGAGGCGGCGGGGGCGGCGGGGCCGGCGGCGCGGGAGGCGCACAUGCGGCGAUGCGUGGCCUCGUGCGCCCGCCACCACGACGCGCUGCACACGUUCGUGGAAGGUGUGGAGUCCAUUGUCAACCCUGUGUUUCUCAAUCAAUUUGUUGGUAGCUCCGUGCUAUUCUGCAUGACGGCUUUCCAACUAGCAGUUAACUCUACAGUUGAUAUGAAAAUGAUAACCAUGGGGGCACUACUCGUCUCCGCCGUAUUCGAACUGGGAAUAUUCUGCUUCUUUGGAAACCGUGUCAUGGAUGAUAGUCGUGGAGUGGGGCAAGCAGCAUACAACUCAGAAUGGUACCACGCAUCCCCUGCAACAAAGCGGAGCAUAAGUAUCAUUAUGUUGAGGUCCGUUCGCCCAGCAAAACUCACGUUUGGGAAAUUUGCUCCACUUUCUUUAGAAACUUACGGCUCAAUUCUACAAAUAUCAUACACAUAUUUCACAGUGCUCAAUCGUUUAAAUGAAUAA
This is a messenger RNA of Gryllus bimaculatus (two-spotted cricket), 1233 nucleotides long. NCBI's taxonomy places the organism in Eukaryota, Metazoa, Arthropoda, Insecta, Orthoptera, Gryllidae. The record is from the annotation of a GenBank genome assembly.